Messenger RNA from Dipodomys spectabilis (banner-tailed kangaroo rat), 1671 nucleotides. It is a transcript of the gene Eif2s3, whose product is annotated as eukaryotic translation initiation factor 2 subunit gamma. Lineage: Eukaryota; Metazoa; Chordata; Mammalia; Rodentia; Heteromyidae. The transcript is spliced from 12 exons. Bases 55 to 1473 code for a protein of 472 amino acids. Gene Ontology annotation, molecular function: GTP binding; tRNA binding; GTPase activity. The record is from RefSeq and is a predicted model, not a curated record. Gene Ontology annotation, cellular component: eukaryotic translation initiation factor 2 complex; cytosol. Gene Ontology annotation, biological process: positive regulation of translational fidelity; formation of translation preinitiation complex.
GCCUACGUACUGUCAAGGCGGCACCCACAGCAACUUCCUUCCUCUCUGGGCAAGAUGGCGGGUGGCGAGGCCGGAGUGACUCUGGGGCAGCCGCACCUUUCUCGCCAGGAUCUCGCCACCUUGGAUGUUACAAAAUUAACACCACUUUCACAUGAAGUUAUCAGCAGACAAGCCACAAUUAAUAUAGGUACAAUUGGUCAUGUAGCUCAUGGGAAGUCCACAGUUGUAAAAGCCAUUUCUGGUGUUCACACAGUCAGGUUCAAAAAUGAACUAGAAAGAAACAUUACAAUCAAGCUUGGAUAUGCUAAUGCUAAGAUUUAUAAACUUGAUGACCCAAGUUGUCCUCGGCCAGAAUGUUACAAGUCAUGUGGAAGUGGUACACCUGAUGAGUUUCCUACAGACAUUCCAGGGACUAAAGGGAACUUCAAAUUAGUCAGACAUGUCUCCUUUGUUGACUGUCCAGGCCAUGAUAUUUUGAUGGCCACUAUGCUGAACGGUGCAGCAGUGAUGGAUGCAGCUCUUCUGUUAAUAGCUGGUAAUGAAUCUUGCCCUCAGCCACAGACUUCGGAACAUCUGGCAGCCAUAGAAAUCAUGAAGCUGAAGCAUAUUUUGAUCUUACAGAAUAAAAUUGAUUUGGUGAAAGAAAGUCAGGCUAAAGAACAGUAUGAACAGAUUCUUGCAUUUGUACAAGGCACUGUGGCAGAAGGCGCUCCUAUUAUUCCCAUUUCUGCUCAGCUGAAAUACAAUAUUGAAGUUGUCUGUGAGUACAUAGUAAAGAAAAUACCAGUACCCCCAAGAGACUUUACUUCAGAACCCCGACUUAUUGUUAUUAGAUCAUUUGAUGUCAACAAGCCUGGCUGUGAAGUUGAUGAUCUUAAGGGAGGUGUUGCUGGUGGUAGUAUUCUAAAAGGAGUAUUAAAGGUGGGCCAGGAGAUAGAAGUGAGACCUGGUAUUGUUUCCAAAGAUAGUGAAGGAAAACUCAUGUGUAAACCCAUCUUUUCCAAAAUUGUAUCACUUUUUGCAGAACAUAAUGAUCUUCAGUAUGCCGCCCCAGGGGGUCUUAUAGGAGUUGGAACAAAGAUCGAUCCCACUUUGUGCCGAGCUGACAGAAUGGUGGGGCAGGUUCUUGGUGCAGUUGGGGCUUUACCUGAGAUAUUCACAGAAUUGGAAAUAUCCUAUUUCCUACUUAGACGGCUCCUAGGUGUCCGUACUGAAGGAGAUAAGAAAGCAGCAAAAGUACAAAAGCUGUCGAAGAAUGAAGUGCUUAUGGUCAACAUAGGAUCCCUGUCGACAGGAGGGAGAGUUAGUGCUGUCAAGGCUGAUCUGGGUAAAAUCGUUUUGACUAAUCCUGUGUGCACAGAAGUAGGAGAAAAAAUUGCCCUUAGUCGAAGAGUUGAGAAACACUGGCGUUUAAUUGGUUGGGGUCAGAUAAGAAGAGGAGUGACAAUCAAGCCAACUGUGGAUGAUGACUGAAGAAUCCCAGCUAACUAAGUCAUUUGAACAGAGUUGAAAUUUGUCUUAACAAUGUAGGGUAUAUUUUCAAAGCAAUACUAGGGAAUUAAUUUCACAGCUCAUUACCUUUGUAGGUAACUGUAAGAUUUUUCUCAUCAUUUGGCAUCAAAAAUUUAAUCUCUAGUACUAACAAUAUGGGGUAUACAACAAAUGUCAAAA